Messenger RNA from Drosophila miranda, 2426 nucleotides. RefSeq names its product glycoprotein-N-acetylgalactosamine 3-beta-galactosyltransferase 1. Gene Ontology annotation, molecular function: N-acetylgalactosaminide beta-1,3-galactosyltransferase activity. Bases 819 to 2243 code for a protein of 474 amino acids. The record is from RefSeq and is a predicted model, not a curated record. Gene Ontology annotation, cellular component: membrane. NCBI's taxonomy places the organism in Eukaryota, Metazoa, Arthropoda, Insecta, Diptera, Drosophilidae. The transcript is spliced from 4 exons.
CCGGCAAAGCGCGAAGACGUUUCGGUUAUUUUGUUGUUUCUUUGUUAUUUCUGUAUUUUUUUAUUAGGAGUCUGAAGUCGCGUUCGGGCCGCUUUAAUGGCCUUUUCGCAGUGAGUGUCUUCGUGUUUGAAAUUCUGUGCGAGUGCCGUACCGGAGAGCAUAAAGUGGAAAGAAAGCGGCCGAGAGAAGAGUCGCAUAAUUGCUCACCCACACACACACACACACACACGAGCCCAUCGCCCAGAGCCCAAAGCAGGGACAGCAGUAGAAGGCAGCGAUUUGAGACGGGCCAAAUCCAAAUCCGAUUGCAACGGGUCGCAGAAGCGUCACCGAGGCGGGGCGAGGCGAGGCACGGCCCAGGCAAUUGCAAAUCGAAUCGAAUUUAAACAUCUUGCGAGUAAAUGUACCCGUGUACAGAAGAGAUACGAGUAUAAGUACAACCACCAUUCCAUACAUGCAUACUCCAACAACUUUAUGCAUGUUUGUGCGUCCCGAAGGUCAACCGCAUCUUUACAAGCUUUCGUCUCUGCGUCAGUGCCUCAAGAAUGUGUUAAUUCGGUGUUUCAGUGACAACAACAACAACAACAACAAAAACAACAACAGGCGACGGCAGCACAGCACCCAGAGCUUAUACAUACAUAUGUACAUACUAGCACAACGGCAGCGACAACAUUUUUUUAGAUUUGCAUAAAAAAGUAAACAAAAGCCGCCUAUAAAAAAUAUAAAAUAAGAAACCAUACCUACAAAAAUUAUAAAAAACAACAACAAGCUGAGGAAAAUAAAAGCAAACCCAACACCGAACACGAACCCCAUAGAAGAUGAGCAUAUUUAGGCAUCAUCGGAAGCGCAUGGAGCUGCUCUUGAUGCUACUGAUCGGCCUGGCUUGGGGGAUCCUAUUGUCCGAGCUCUUGCAGCGGGCUCGCUGGCAGUUCAACGAAGAAGACCAGCCAUACCAAAGCAGCAAUUACCCUCCAAGCAGCUACAUGUGGAGCACUUCGGAUCCAUCGUACCAACUGACAACCAUGCCCAACAACCUGACCACAGACAGGGGAGAUCUGGCUGAGCGGCUCUUCAAGGAGACCCGCGUGCUGUGCAUGGUGCUGACCAGUCCGAAGAGCCACCGGACCCGGGCAAUUCACAUCAAGCGUACCUGGGGCUCGCGCUGCAACGAGUUGAUCUUCGUGAGCACCAAGUCGGACAAGGAGCUGGGCACGGUGGCGCUCAAGGUGAAGGAAGGAUAUAGCAACCUCUGGGGGAAAACGCGAGCUGGUCUGCAGUAUGUGUACACGCAUUUUCAGAACUAUGAUUGGUUCCUCAAGGCGGACGAUGACACUUAUGUGGUGAUGGAGAACCUGCGCUCCUUUCUGUACGCGUUCACGCCAAAAGCGCCUGUUUACUUUGGCAGCAAGUUUAGGGUGCAUGUGAAGCAGGGCUAUAUGUCGGGAGGAGCUGGCUAUGUGCUCAGCAAGGAGGCCCUGCUUCGGUUUAUGGAACACGGCUUUAGCAACAGCAGUAUCUGCAGCAAUCGCAGCAUCGGCUUCGAGGAUGUGGAGCUCGGACGCUGCAUGCAGGCAGUGGGUGUUGCGGCAGGGGACUCCCGUGAUGAGCAUGGCCUGGCCCGCUUUAUGCCCUUCUCGCCGCUGCACUGGUUCUCGAACUCGCCGAAGUGGUACAGACCCUAUCGCUUCUACACCUCGUCAAAUCAGAGCACAAACGAUUGCUGCUCGAACUCGGCCAUCUCCUUCCACUACAGCAAUGCCAAGGACUUCUACGUGCUCGACUAUGUCAUCUACAAGUUAAGAGCCUUCGGCCUAAGCAGGCCUCAGGAGCAGCUGCCAAUGAAGCAGCCAUUCCAGGAGGUUAUGGAGUCCUUGCAAAAGUGGCGAACUUCCAAGCCAGAAAAGCUGACGCCAGCAAUUAGGGACCACAAAAAUAAGCAAAAACUAAAGCCAAACGUUAAGACAAAAGCCAUACCAACAUCGAAAGCUAAACACGAUCCAAAAUCUAAAUCCAAAACUAUACACAAACCUAAGCCCAAAACUACAACCAACAUUACACCCAAAACUACACCCAAAACUGCACCCAAAAUAUCACACAAAACCACACACAAAACUACACACAAAACUGCACACAAAACUACACACAAAACUGCAUACAAAACAUCAAACAAAACACUACACAAGCCGAAUCCUAAAACCAAAACUAAAAUAACACCCAAACCUAAAGUCGAAACUGAGGGCUAAUCAUUUUCUUAACGCGACUGCCGGAAACCAUGCCAAAGAGAAAAAACCAACGCAGAAUUUGAAAAAUAAAAUAAACGGGGUCAUAUGUUAAAUCUAAAUCCUAAACUAUAUUCUGAACUAGUCGUAAGUCAUCCAAUUGUUAAUAAAUCAUGUCGCAAUCCUGCACUUUCCCUUACACGUGAA